AUGGCGUCUUGUUUGGCUUCUGCGUCUUCCAAAUUCAAAUACGACGUCUUCUUAACUCUGAGAGAUCCCAAGGGUUGUAUGAAAGGCUAUGUUGAGAAUAAAUUGAGAGUUGCUGGAACCAGAGUUUUCGUUGACGAUGAAGAAGAAGCGUUUUCUGUACAAGAGGCCGAAGCCGCAUUAGGAUCACGGAUCGUUGUUGUUUUAUUCACGCCGGAGUUUCUUGAGUCGGAGAAGUGUCUCAAGAGACUGGUGAUCAGAACUAUGUGGUGGAAUAACAACCUAGUGCCUGCAUUCUGCGGAGUGAGCCGGCAGCAAGUACAUGAGAAGAUGCUGUCUUUGUCUUCCAGAUUUGAUUUCACCGAAGUUGCUUCCCGACCUGGCUUCAAACUCUCCAUUGACUCCAGGAAUGAAAUCAGUAGCCGCAUCUCAAACUUAGGUUUUUCCAUCUUGCACGAUGAAUCAUUUCAUGAUCUUCCAUGCCAUCAAAUAGGGUUACCACUUCGUGUGAGAGAAUUGCUUACUUUUUUGGGGUUGAAAUUCAUUUUAUCGGAUGAUACAACCAUAGUUGGAAUGUGGGGAGAUGGAGGUAUUGGUAAAACAACGAUUGCCAAAGCUAUUUAUGAUAGAAUUGGCAGCAAUUUUGAGGGUAAAAGUUUCCUUUCAAAUAUUAAGGAUGUAUGGAAGAAAGGAAACGGUGAAAUUCUCCUAAAAAAUCAACUUAUUUCAUAUAUUUCUGAAACUAAACUUCAUGAGACAAAUGAUGCUGUGAUGCAUGAAUUAAUGAUGCAAGAACUCUGUGGAAGAAGAGUCUUCGUAGUACUUGAUGAUAUAAAUUGUGAAUCUCAACUCAAGGAAUUGUGCGGAAAUGUGAAGUGGUGUGGUAAAGGGAGCUUGAUAUUCAUUACAGCAAGAAAUAAGGCUGUCUUAGAUGCCUCUGUUGACAUAUCAUAUGAAAUGAAAAGGUUAAACAGAAACGAGUCUCUUGAACUUUUUUGCUUGCAUGCAUUUAAGCAAUUUACUCCAACAAAUGAUUUUGAGGAGUUUUCAAAGCGAGUCAUUCAAUACUGUGAAGGACUACCCUUGGCUCUUGAAGUCUUUGGCUCUCUUUUGCAUAAUAGGACAAAAAAAAGAGUGGGAAAAAGUGAUGAAUGA
Molecule: messenger RNA, 1152 nt
Organism: Neltuma alba
Lineage: Eukaryota; Viridiplantae; Streptophyta; Magnoliopsida; Fabales; Fabaceae
Product: TMV resistance protein N-like
Exons: 2
Coding region: 1-1152 (383 amino acids)
Biological process (GO): defense response
Molecular function (GO): ADP binding
Source: RefSeq, a predicted model, not a curated record